UUUGAAAAGAUUCAAGAAUUGGAGGCUACGAAUGGGAUGUGGGGUGGAUUUGAGAGUAAGGGCGAGUGGGAGCUGGCUAAGUGGUUGCUGCGAAAUGUCGGGCAGAAUCAGCUUGAGAACUUUCUCAAGCUGCCCAUUGUAAAAGACAAAAUAGCUCCAUCGUUUACAAGCAAGAAAUCGUUUUUUGAGCGUAUCGAUGGACUCCCCACCGAUGGACCUGGCUGGACAUGCGACACUAUCACAAUUGCAGGUGACCUUCAUGGAGACGACGGUGAUCUACUCACCGAAGAGGUCGAGCUUUGGCGCCGGAAUCCUGUCGACUGUGUACGGGAUCUCAUUGGCAACCCUGCCUUCAAAGACUUAAUGUCAUAUGUGCCGGAGAAGGUGUAUGCCGAUGCGGAAGGGAAGGUUCGCCUAUACGAUGAGAUGUGGACUGGUGAUUGGUGGUGGAACAUUCAGGAUCGCCUUCCGGAAGGUGCAACCGUCACACCAGUUAUCCUGUCGUCGGACAAGACACAGUUGUCAAAUUUCAGAGGAGACAAGUCCGCUUGGCCAGUCUACCUUACCAUUGGGAAUAUCGAAAAGGCCACUCGACGCAAGGUUUCGUCACAUGCAACAGUCCUUGUCGGUUACAUACCCGUUGCCAGCCUCGCAUGCUUUUCGGACUCGACAAGAUCUGUCGGGGGAUAUCGUCUCUUCCAUCAUUGUAUGUCACGCAUCCUCGAGCCUCUCGUCUCUGCAGGUCGUAACGGGGUUUUGAUGACAUGUGCGGAUGGGUUCCUCCGUCGAGUCUUCCCGAUACUAGCUGCAUAUAUCGCCGAUCAUCCAGAGCAGUGCCUCGUGGCAGCGUGUCAGGAGAACUUUUGCCCCAAGUGCCGCAUUGAGCCGACGCGCCGUGGAGAACCAGUAACGGGUCAGCCCCGCGAUCCAAAGCGAACAUUGAAGAUUCUAGAGCAUAAGCGUACUGGAGCCAGAGUAGCGGCAUUCAAGGACGAGGGCCUCCGGCCAAUCUAUGAACCGUUCUGGAAAGACCUCCCGCACUGCGAUAUCUUCAUGUGCAUCAGCCCGGAUAUUCUUCAUCAGCUUCACAAAGGCCUCUUCAAAGACCACUUGGUCAGAUGGUGCACACUCGCCGCUGGCUAUCUUGGAGAACUCGAGCUUGAUGAACGUUUUCGUCUCAUGUCCGAUUUCUGGGGGCUUCGUUAUUUCAAGGAUGGCAUAUCGCAUGUCAAGCAGUGGACGGGGAAGGAGCAUAAGGAGAUGGAGAAACUGCUUGUUGGGGUCAUCUCCGGAGCCGUUUCGCAAGACGUAGUUCGGGCCGCACGUUCGGCACUUGAUUUCAUCUACUAUGCACAAUUCCACAAGCACACCGACCGGACCCUCUCAGCCAUGCAGCACUCCUUUGACGACUUCCAUCGCUACAAGGACGUUUUUGUCCGUCAGGGAAUCCGGCAGCAUUUCAACAUUCCGAAGCUUCACUCCCUUGCGCACUACAUCCCUAUGAUACGUUGUAUCGGCUGCAUGGAUGGAUACAAUACCGAGGCGUCUGAACGGCUCCAUAUCGACUACGCAAAGGAUGCGUAUAGGGCUACAAAUAAGAAAGAUUACACGCAGCAAAUGACGAAGUGGCUCAUGCGACAGGAAGCGGUCGAUCAAUAUGAUGCCUACCUGGAUUGGCGUCUGCAACGGUUUUCAGAUGAUGCCACAUCUCGAGGGAAUUCCGCUCCAAAUGGCGCCGAUCAGGAGAGCGAGGAGUUGGUGACCGCAAUUUCUGAUGCAUCGUGCAAGUACAAGAUUGCUGUAGAGCCGCCCCUGCGAAACAUCAGUGUUGCACACCUCGUCGAGAAGCACCAUGCCGUACAAUUCCUCUCUGCGCUUGAGACAUACCUGAAAACUCGUGCUGAUAGCGCGAAUGUAAUACCCAAUGAUUCCGACCGCUUUGACCUCUACAAACAGCUUGUCCUUCUUCUUCCUCCAACCCCAGUCGCCUCCUCGCCGUCCUUCGACAAGAUUCGCGCCUUUCCCGGAGCUCCCAAGAACAACAUUCUGAAACAAGCGCCAUCGCACUUCGAUACGGCUCUCAUACAUGUUCCGGCCAUAGCAGAUGGCAGCACAUCCGAGAAUGUCCUGCAUAACAAUACAUCAGGAUUGCAAGCCGCACAAGUACAUGCUAUCUUUGACUUACCGCAGUACUUCAUCCGGUCAUCCGCAAGAGUCCGGUUGGCUUAUAUCCAGUGGUUUCGGCCAUUUAAUGGUCCGGACGAGCCUAGUGGAAUGUUCACAGCAACUCGGGCCAUGCGCGGAGGACAGCCUGUGGGCGAAGUCAUUCCACUCGACCGUAUCGCAGGCUCUUGCCACCUUAUCCCUCAAUUCGGAACCAAAACGGACACGUCAUGGACGCGCGAAGCCGUACUAACACAAUGUAAAAGAGUUUACCUUAAUCCUUGGAUUAAUAUUCGUACUUUCUUU
Punctularia strigosozonata HHB-11173 SS5 is the source of this 2469-nucleotide messenger RNA. RefSeq lists its product as uncharacterized. The transcript is spliced from 4 exons. The record is from RefSeq and is a predicted model, not a curated record. NCBI's taxonomy places the organism in Eukaryota, Fungi, Basidiomycota, Agaricomycetes, Corticiales, Punctulariaceae. The annotation marks the transcript as partial.